Ananas comosus (pineapple) is the source of this 1372-nucleotide messenger RNA. Its product is annotated as nuclear transcription factor Y subunit C-1. Gene Ontology annotation, cellular component: nucleus. Gene Ontology annotation, molecular function: protein heterodimerization activity; DNA-binding transcription activator activity, RNA polymerase II-specific; DNA binding. Gene Ontology annotation, biological process: regulation of DNA-templated transcription. The record is from RefSeq and is a predicted model, not a curated record. Lineage: Eukaryota; Viridiplantae; Streptophyta; Magnoliopsida; Poales; Bromeliaceae.
UAUAUAUAUAUAUAUAUAUAUAUAUGAAAUUAGGAGUCGGUUUUUAAAAGUACAGGAAUAUUUAUACUUGCAACUUUUUAGUCGUGGAUCAUCUCAAAAUAUGUACACUAUUAUUAAUAGUGUGUUCUAUUAAGUUUUUUUUAUUAUUGCUGAACGAAUUUUAAGGUUAGGCUAAAAAAUUACAAGAACGUUGAGGCUUUUAAUUAAUUAGUAUGAUUUUGCUUGCCGCCGCGUACAUCUUGCACUGCAUCUUAAACUGCGUGUGUAGUUCAGAAUCUUUCAGAUCAGAAACGUGAGAGACAGACGACACAGAAUGGAGAAUCAAGGGCCGCCGCCGCCGCCGCCGUAUCCGCCGCAAUCGGCGGCAGCAGCUGAACAUGCAUGUGCAGGUGCAGGGCAGCAGCAGCAGCAGUUGCAGAUGUUCUGGAGCUACCAGCGGCAGGAGAUGAUGUCGUCGGCGCUGGCGGCGUCGGACUUCAAGAACCACCAGCUGCCGCUGGCGCGGAUAAAGAAGAUCAUGAAGGCGGACGAGGACGUGCGCAUGAUCUCGGCGGAGGCGCCGGUGCUGUUCGCCAAGGCCUGCGAGCUCUUCAUCCUCGAGCUCACCAUCCGCUCCUGGCUCCACGCCGAGGAGAACAAGCGCCGCACCCUCCAGCGCAACGACAUCGCUGCCGCCAUCACCCGCACCGACGUCUUCGACUUCCUCGUCGACAUCGUCCCCCGCCCCGGCCCUGACGAUCCCCCCCCGAAAGACGACGCCGACGCCGCCGCCGCCGCAGCAGCAGCAGCAUCCCACGCGCUAUCUCCGGUCGGAUUCGUCGGCGCCGGACUGGCAGCAGCAGCAGCACCAGGGGUGCCGUACUACUAUCCACCGCCGCAGGGGAUGAUGAUCGGGCAGCCGGCCGUGCCGGGGAUCGACCCGACGGCUUACGCCCACCGGCCGGCUGCAGGGGCGCCCGGGACGGCGCAGGGAUGGCCGCCGGUGUGGCCGCCAGGCGCGGCAGAGGACGGCGGAUACGGCAGGGGACAGGAAGUGUAUGUUGGGCAUUCCCCUACUAAUACUACUACUAGUGCAGCUACUCCACCUCCAGGUUCUUAAUCUUCUUACUGGAGCGACGAAUUCGGUCCAGACUUAGAACAAAACUUCAGCGAGGAGCUUCCCACACCAGCAUGGACGCCAGCUGCAUGUGAAAUGUUAUGUUAUGAUUUAAGUACAAAUUUUAAAAACAUUUAGGAGCUUGUCGACGAAGUUUUGUUCCUAUUAAAUUGGGUUUCUGUUGUUGUUUCGCAUUUCUAACUAGCAUCCGUGCAUGCACGAGCAUGCGCAUUUUUCAUUCUGAAAGAAAUUUGGGACUGAUUCUCCUUUCAUUCA